AUGCACCUUCACGCUUUCUACAUCCUGAUGCUGGGAGUGUCACUGGUGAAAUCGACAGAUCCUGAAAUGUGCAGAUGUUUAAAAGGAAUACAGGGACCUCCAGGAAAAGCUGGACCUCCUGGCUCAAAUGGAGAUCAAGGACUGAAAGGGGAUCAAGGGCUGCAAGGAGAUCAAGGGCUGAAAGGAGAAAAAGGAGAUAGUGCAGAGUUUGAAGUUCUUAAAACCCAGAUUCGUGAUUUACAAGCAGAGCUGCAGGUUUUUAAGGAGACGACAAGUAAGAACCAUGCAGAUUUUCUAGAGGCUGCUUUCCCAAACUUCACCAUAAUAGGAAACAAAAAAAUUGCCUCUAAUGGAGCCGAAGCCAAUUAUGAAACUGCCAAAGCCACCUGCUCCAAGUUUGGGGGUCAGCUCGCCUCUCCGAGAAACGGGGAGGAAAACGCCGCCUUAGCAAAACUGGCGUCAAAACUUGGAAAACAUGCUUUUCUUGGGAUGACUGACAAGGAGACAGAAGGUAGAUUUAAGCACCUCAACGGGGACCAAAUGCAAUACUCACAGUGGGCAAAAGGCGAACCUAAUGGAGAACAAGAGGAUUGCAUAGAGUUAUACCUGGAUGGCCAGUGGAAUGAUGUGGCCUGCAAUAUAAUUCGAUUAAUCGUCUGUGAGUUUCAAUCCAACCAUCCUCCUCUAAACUUGUCGGGGUAG
Messenger RNA from Protobothrops mucrosquamatus (brown spotted pit viper), 702 nucleotides. RefSeq names its product pulmonary surfactant-associated protein D-like. NCBI's taxonomy places the organism in Eukaryota, Metazoa, Chordata, Lepidosauria, Squamata, Viperidae. The record is from RefSeq and is a predicted model, not a curated record. Bases 1 to 702 code for a protein of 233 amino acids. The transcript has 4 exons.